Messenger RNA from Toxorhynchites rutilus septentrionalis, 1827 nucleotides. RefSeq lists its product as uncharacterized. NCBI's taxonomy places the organism in Eukaryota, Metazoa, Arthropoda, Insecta, Diptera, Culicidae. The record is from RefSeq and is a predicted model, not a curated record. Gene Ontology annotation, cellular component: nucleus. The coding region runs from base 122 to 865 and encodes 247 amino acids. The transcript has 3 exons.
CCUUUCGUUCGGACUGUUUUGUUUUCGAACAUCUUUCAUUCGAAUCAAACCAAACGUCAAACCCACUUUGUUUAUGAAGGAGUGAAUAAUUUCCGCAGCGGAUGAGCGGUGAACUGCAAAAAUGGAAAAAAACAAAAACAAAACAACCACUAAAAAUCAGUUCGAGCGGAUUGUGCUGCUUCUGGAGCAAGAGCCGGACAUAGCAAAGGGUUUCUCCCGAGGAAAUUCCGGACCCUACUGGGAUGAUCUGGCGGCAGAAGUCAAUAGUUUGGGACCGCCUAUUCGCGAUGGAAGUGGAUGGAAAAAGGUUUGGGCGGACUAUAAGUCCGGAUUAAAGCGAAAACUCGCUCACAACAAACGGGAGCAGAGGGCGACAGGUGGAGGACCCAAUAAAAUUAUCAAUUUGUCCGAGCUGGAGGAGCAGGCAGUUCUACUAACUGGGUUACUUGCGACCGUGGAAGGAAUCCCGGGUACCUCAUCUCAUGGAACACAGUUGGGUUCGCCUUCGGGUGAACCUCAAGCUGCAGACCAGGAAAAUUUUAUAUAUUAUGGUACUUCCGACGAGUGUGACGGUAUCAAUAAUACCAUUCACUUCCAGCCCUCUCAGCCGAAAAAAUCCAGACCUUCUACCACGAGGCUAUUAGAGCUGCAAGUCGAGCAACAAAACAAAUUUCACACCAAUGUGAAAUCCCUGUUAAAAAACACAAACAAGAAUUUGAGUGAUCUGGUUCAUUAUCAGCGCCAAUCAGCUCGAGCGAUUCUUUCCGUGGAUGCCACACUCAAAGAACAUCUGAGUGAACAAAAACGACAUAACCACGAGAUGGAGAAGAUCGCGCUGGAGAAAUCAAUAGCGACAAAUCCUUGAAACGCAGAUUGCGUAUAUUUCAGAACAUUAGAAUAAUGUUUCAAAAUAUCAGUGAUCUGAUUUUUUAUCUUUAUAUUGUAACUCAAGUAUAAAAAAAUGAAAAAAAGUUCUAAUCGUAUUUUUAUAUCUUUCCAUGGAAGAAAAAUCUUACUUAAUUUUUUCUUUGAAGUUUGUUUGGAAUAGCAUCAAAAUUAUAUAAACUUUUUUAAAAUUCACGAAUUUCGCCUAUAGUUUAUGGAACUUCCUUAACCCCUUCACGUACAACAUUGAACUUCACUCGUUGUUUCUCGAUGUGAAAUAAUUACAUAGCUUCAGGCAUAUGAUGAGGAUACCGACAACUGAAGAUUAUAAAAUUUCCGUUAUUUAAAAAAAAAUUGAAUGAGCUAAAAAUAUAAAAUAUAAUUUGAAUAUUAUAAUUAAAAUAAAAACGAACGAGUUAGUACGUAGUAAUAACUCCUUCGUUUUUAUUUUAAACACAACAUGUAUUUGCUCAUCAUAGGGCACCCAUGUUAGAUACCCACACUCAGCAGAGUAGCGGAACGACUCGAAGUGCUCGUUUUGGGCCGUGCUGUUGGAAAUUAAAUCGUACAGCAAGGGGUUAAAACAACGCAAAAAGUAUUAAUAAUGGUUAUUUGAAUACUUGGCCUGCUUACGAGAAAUCGAUAAUGACAUGUUCUCAAAGUGUUGGCAGGAAUAAGAGUAAAUAAUUCUGCCGAAACCAUAGUUAAGUAAGGAAGACACUUCCUUUUCCGGUGGUUGUUAUUUAUUUGAGCAUUUGCAAACAAGUUAGAUGAAAUUUAACAGUCAUAAAUAUUAAUUUAAACAAAAGUUUAUUAUGUAAACAGCUGCAUAACAUAUUAUAACUACUGAGAACGACCAAAUUCUAAGCAUAUAUUGUGAAGUGCACAGCAUACAUUUAUAAUUUGAGCGCAUUUAGUAGGAUUGUAGUGAAGUUGUCUCGC